Mercurialis annua (annual mercury) is the source of this 909-nucleotide messenger RNA. RefSeq names its product B3 domain-containing protein At2g24670-like. Bases 1 to 909 code for a protein of 302 amino acids. The record is from RefSeq and is a predicted model, not a curated record. The transcript has a single exon. Gene Ontology annotation, molecular function: DNA binding. Lineage: Eukaryota; Viridiplantae; Streptophyta; Magnoliopsida; Malpighiales; Euphorbiaceae.
AUGUCAGGAACAGAUCAGCUUUCUGUAAAUUUUAGGUCUUACGAACAUUUUCUGAUGGAUGCUAAACAAAAAAUAACAGAUGAAUUUGCGUCAAAAUCCAGAUUGACUAGUACUACUACUACUACUACUACGACUACGACUACGACUACUGAACCUUCAUCGAAUGAUCAUUCUGUUGCGUUCAACGAUCGCCCGCUUCCUGUUUUUGUACCGAGAAGGCCCCGUUGUGUGUUGGUCAAGAAACCAGUUUCUCCUUAUAUAAAGCUGUUUGGUCAAAUAAUCUACCCUACAAAUCGACACGAUCACGAUCAAGAAAAUAUCAAGAACGGUCCGAAACGGAAAAUUGUUGUAGAGGAGAAUGUGAACGAAAAAGAGAAAGUGAAGAAAUCAAAUAAUAAAUGUCGCAAGAAAUUAUUCGCAAACCCUCCGCCUCCACCAGCGAUUCUUCCUCUCGUGUUAGAAGCGAAAAUAAACGCAAUGGGAGGGUACGACGUAAGACUAGUGAUAGAGAAGAUGUUGUACAAAACGGACGUCGAAAAACACGAGGAUCGAUUGUCAAUCCCCGUGAAGCAAAUACGGGACGAAGGGUUUCUCGACGAAGACGAACGGAAGAUUAUAUACGUAGAGGGAGAAGAGUUGAAAGUGAAAUUUUUGGAACCGAGUGAUGAUUGCCAUGAUAUGAAACUGAGGAAGUGGAAUAAGCCUAACUCUCUUACAUUGAGAACAAGUUGGAAAGAAGUUUUAGAGAGGAAUUUGGACAUAAUUGAUGAGGAGACAAAUGUGGUUGUAGAAGAGAAGCAUCUUAAGAAGGGAGACAUAGUUCAGCUUUGGUCUUUUAGGAAACAAUCAGUGGAACAUUUAAAACAUGAACAUUGGCUUGCUCUCAUUAAUAUGAGUCGCAUUGCAUGA